This is a messenger RNA of Prorocentrum cordatum, 1146 nucleotides long. The record is from the annotation of a GenBank genome assembly. NCBI's taxonomy places the organism in Eukaryota, Dinophyceae, Prorocentrales, Prorocentraceae.
CUGCCCAUUUGAAGGCUCGAACCUGCUGAACCUGAGUGCGCACCUGCUCACGCAUCUGCCUGCGGAGCUCCAACCGUACACUGAGGGCGAUGCCCGAGGGAGAGGCUGCGGGGAACGGCGCGGCGGCGGGCUCGGGCGGGCAGCUUCCGCCGUGGUUCAGUGGCCACAUCGCGACGGUGAACAAGCGGGCGGGAGAAGGCAGUGCCCCAGACGAGCGCGCGCCGAAGCACGGACGACAACAGGGACAGGUGCAGGCGAAGGACAAAGACAGGCUGGUCGUGGCAAUCGGUCAGUUGCAGCUGGCGAACUCCCGCGAGCUUGCAGACGUGGCGGCCAACACGUUCAAGCGCUACGAGCUGCCAGUGGACACGGGCCUCGUCGCCACGUCGAUCAAGUCGGGUCAGCAGUGCGACGAGAUCAGCCGCGACCUGAAAGAGAAGGCAAAGGCAGGCGAGAACGCGUAUUGGCGAGGUCGAGGUCCCCCGCGCCUGCACGUGUUCACAGGAGCGCGCCUGUGCGGAGCGGAGAUGACGCCCUCGGCGGGGGCCACUCAGGAGCAGGAGAAGAAGCUCAAGCAGGCGUUCGAGCAGGUCCGAGUCGAGAAGCUGAUGACGAUGACACCCCAGGAGCUGACUCGAGCGGCGCUGUACUUCCGCGUGAAAGUGCACAAGAAGCCAUCGGACGGGGGCAAGCACAAGUGCACGAUGUUCUUCAACUUCGACCUGUCGACGGACUUCGGGAAGGUGGCGGCCCCGCUGAUGGGGGCCCUCAUCCAGCUCGAGGGCGGAGUGUUCCUGUCAGGAGCUGCCCCCCGCGGCCCUCUCGAGCGGGAGAUCGCCACGUUGCUGGCGGCCAGGAAGUAGGAGAUGUGAGGAUAGGAUCUGAGCGGAGUGAGAGGGAGGCGAGUAGUGCGGGGCAGUCACACGCAGUGGAGUUUAGUGUGUCUUUGGGUUUGGCGACGGUCUCGGUCUCUCGCCCCGUUCCCGAGGCCCUCUCCAGCAGCGUGCGCUUCCGAGAGCUUCGAGAGCGGGGGCUUCUUCCGAUGUGUGAGACGGUCGCCAUUCCCACGUAUGAUAAUGUGGCCCUGCCGCAGACGCCGAUAAUUCAUGUGCCAAGGGCUAAAGCUCCAGGCCGAGGACGAGGGCG